UCAAGAACUUAUUUAGAUGUAAUGUGUGUAAUGUACUUGAUACGUUGUUUAUUGAUUUUUUUUCUUUUUUUUUGUAUUUUGUAUAUUUCCUGUUCAUUAAAUGGAAUCAUCUGUUCGAGCAGUGUACUAACCGCAAAUAAACGACUAAGUGCUACAUAAGCCUGUCCAGCAGCAAACAGUCGCGAGCCUAAAUAAGUGACUGCAUGAUCGACUGUACAACCUUGCAUCUUGUGGACGGUCGAAGCGCAACUUAGGAUUAAUGGCAACAUUCGCAAUGAACAGGGUGA
Molecule: messenger RNA, 287 nt
Organism: Acanthoscelides obtectus
Lineage: Eukaryota; Metazoa; Arthropoda; Insecta; Coleoptera; Chrysomelidae
Source: the annotation of a GenBank genome assembly